AUGUCACCCGACGCAGAGAACAUCUCCUCUUCGCAUUCUUGUCGUCCGAUAGUCGUCCUUGGAGCGGGCGUGAUAGGGCUUACGAUCGCACAUGUUCUAUCCGAUGACCCCUUGAAUAAGGUCACGGUUGUUGCUCGGGAGUUAUCUGAUGAACACCUGCUCUCGCAAGGCUGGUCGAGCCCCUGGGCUGGAGCGAACUGGUCGCCGUUGGGAGCUUUCGAUGAGAGGAAGCUUAAGUGGGAGAAAGAGACGUUUGAGAAGUUAUGGUCGUUGAUUUCUUCUGGACUAGUCAUGGAACUCCCGUCCCGCCUGUUCUACACAAGUAUAGAAGCAUUCACCAAAGAACCCUUGUGGAGAGAAAUUGUCCGCGAUUUCCGUGUGAUACCAGAAGCAGACUUGCCUGAAGGGUUCAAAGCUGGAUUGGGAUUCUCUACCGUCUCGUUGAGACCAGACACGUACAUGAAAUGGCUCAAAGAUGAGCUAGUCAACAGAGGUGUCGUUUUUAUACACAAGCAUGUUGUUAGCGUUGAAGAAGCAGCUGCUCUUGGUGGGGAGGAAAGCAUUGUUAUUAAUGCAACGGGUUUAGGUUGCAUAGAUCCUCCUCAUGUAGGCUCCAAAUCGCUCCUUGGAGUCGAAGACAAGGGCGUCUACCCGAUUCGCGGCCAGACAAUCCUAGUCGAUGCACCGCACGUCAAAGAGUUCCUCGCCAUCUACGGGUCGCAGGUCUCAAAGGCGCCCAAUGAAUCGACGUAUAUCAUCCCGAGGCCCGACGGAACAUGUAUCCUAGGCGGAACGUUCGAGGAAGACAACUACGACCCUGCUGUUGACCAUAGAAAAGCAAAUAGCAUCUAUGAACGGUGCACAGCAAUUGAACCUGGCCUUCAAGUUUCACGAGGUACGAAGAUUCUGAGUCUUAAUGUUGGGUUCCGGCCGGCGCGACGUGGAGGACCUCGUGUGGAGCUUGAGAACGUUCAGCUACCGUUAGCGAACGAGCUGGUUCCGCAUUAUGUGGCAGAAACGAGAGUUCAAAGAGAAUUGAAGGUGAUCCAUGCCUAUGGUCUUGGGCCGGCGGGUUAUCAAGAUUCUUGGGGAGUUGCUGCAGAAGUGGCAGAUAUAUUAUCGAGAAUUUUAGGUACUUAA
This is a messenger RNA of Fomitiporia mediterranea MF3/22, 1140 nucleotides long. RefSeq names its product FAD dependent oxidoreductase. The transcript is spliced from 7 exons. Bases 1 to 1140 code for a protein of 379 amino acids. Gene Ontology annotation, molecular function: FAD binding; D-amino-acid oxidase activity. The record is from RefSeq and is a predicted model, not a curated record. Lineage: Eukaryota; Fungi; Basidiomycota; Agaricomycetes; Hymenochaetales; Hymenochaetaceae.